Messenger RNA from Diachasmimorpha longicaudata, 4354 nucleotides. RefSeq names its product protein O-GlcNAcase (gene Oga). The transcript is spliced from 9 exons. Gene Ontology annotation, biological process: glycoprotein metabolic process. Lineage: Eukaryota; Metazoa; Arthropoda; Insecta; Hymenoptera; Braconidae. The record is from RefSeq and is a predicted model, not a curated record. Gene Ontology annotation, molecular function: beta-N-acetylglucosaminidase activity. Bases 738 to 3506 code for a protein of 922 amino acids.
UGGAAGGAGAAUGAUUUUGAAAAAAUUAUUUCGAGUUUGAGUGAGUGGAAGUGAGAUGCGCGAAGUUGCUAUGAUCGUCGGCGAUGGCUGUCGUCAUUUAGUUAUUAAUUUUUAUUUUUUCUUGGACAUGAAACUAAUGAACAUCCGCAAUUCCAAAACGGAAUAUAAAAUGAGCUCCUGUAUUUUUCUUCCGCAUCGGCUCCCGUUUCAAUGUUUGUUAAUUGAAAUUGGCAUUUUGAUAGCCGCAAGACCGCAAUAGUUUUUGCUAAUCUAAAUUAUAAUUUUUCUUUUCUAAUUGUUUACGUAAAUGUCCGCUUGAUUUCCCUAUUUUUUAACUUGCGUUCAUGAAAAAGCAAGAUCGCUUUGUUUGAAUUUGGCGCGUCGUGGGCGAGUCGGUAAAGGAGAUCUCGAUGUAAAGUGCAUCUCGAGCAAUCGGUUCGUUAAAUCUCACUCCAAGUGUAUAUCGACCCACGUAUGGUGAAGUAUCCUGACAAUAAUCUCAGCUGCUUCCGCAUAAAAUCCGGAAUAAUCACGCUUAAGAAAUGAUAUCUCCGUGACAUCUAUCAACUCCAAAUAUUGUUUAUAUCCAUCAGUGGUGUAUAUAUUCUAACCAGAAAAAAAUCACGUAAAAAAGCACAACAAAAACAAAGGGAACGGCUGGUUAUUGGCGAUUUUUAGUCAGCCAUAUUUGCCCAGUCGACUGCAAAUAAAGUUUCAGGGAAAUAUCGUCUGACAGGAUGACGGAAACUAAUGGAGCUCCCAAUUCAAACACAAAGAAUGGAAAUUUCAUUUGUGGGGUUGUGGAAGGAUUUUAUGGAAGACCUUGGACGACUGAGCAGCGGAAAGAUGUCUUUCAAAAGAUGAAAAAAUGGGGAAUGGAUUCGUACCUUUACGCCCCAAAGGACGAUUACAAGCACCGAGCGUAUUGGCGCGAUCUGUACACAGUAGAGGAGGCCGAACAUCUGACAGGCCUGAUAACUGCCGCUCGAGAGAAUGGUAUAACCUUCUACUACGCACUCUCUCCAGGUCUGGACAUAACAUACUCCAGUGUGAAGGAAGUGACUGCACUGAAACGAAAGCUGGAGCAGGUCUCCCAAUUCGGUUGUGUGGCAUUUGCCCUCCUCUUCGACGACAUCGAGCCAGAGAUGAGUGAAGCCGACAAGGAGGUAUUCCAGUCAUUCGCCCAUGCUCAAGUAUCAGUGACAAAUGAUAUCUUCCACCACCUCAAUCAGCCAAAAUUCCUCCUUUGCCCAACGCAGUACUGUGCCACUAGGGCAAUGCCCAAUGUCCCCACUUCUGAGUAUCUGAACACCCUGGGCAGUAAACUAGCCCAGGAAAUUGACAUAAUGUGGACAGGUCCAAAGGUGAUUUCUCGCCUGCUGACAGUCGAGUCUGUCGAGGAGAUAACAGAAGUCCUCAGACGACCUCCAGUGAUCUGGGAUAAUCUGCACGCCAACGAUUAUGACCAGAAGCGAGUAUUUCUCGGUCCAUAUUCAGGUAGAUCUCCAGACCUAAUUCCGAAGCUGAGAGGAGUUCUAACAAACCCUAACUGUGAGUACGGAGCGAAUUUUAUAGCGAUUCACACCCUAGCCCAGUGGAGCAGGUGCAAUGUCGAUGGAAAACGUGAUCUAAGUCUCAAUGACACUGUGUCUGCUGAUAUUAAGUUGGAGACUGAGACGGAGGACGGAGUCGUGGGUGAGGAUGUACCCUCGACACUCUCGCCGAACAUGUAUCAUCCCAGACAUGCCCUGAAGAAUGCCAUAAACGAUUGGUUGCCCGAGUUCAGUAAGAAAAAAGCUGCCUGGGGCGUCAUUGCCAAGCCUCAGCCAGCUGUUGCUCCAACAAUUCCCAUCCCAAUAAUUCCCUCGAUAAAUACAUGCAUGAGCCUGACCACAACUACCAGCUCUGCUGUAGUAUCAGUGGCAUCAGUACCAGCAAUACCCAAUGCUAAUCAUCUUCAGGCCCUUGCCGAGGUCUGCUCUAAUGUCACCGAGAGCUUUGCACAACCCCUUCCAGGACCAGUUAUGAAUUCCUUAAUUUCGGAUACAAAAGUCGUCAGUGAACCUGUCAUUCCCAGUGUAAAUACUUCCAUGGGAAAUACUGGUGUGCAAAAUAGUGGAUCCACUGAGCCCAUGGAUUGCAACACAACUCCCAGCAAUUCACCUGCUCAUGUGGCGAAAAUACCGACUGACGAUGAUGCCAUGGUCGAGAAUACUUCUACGUGCAGUGGAACAUCGGGGAGCAUGCAGGUGGAGGUUGAUGGAACUUCUCCCACGAUAAAUGGCAAUCAGAUGAUUGUGGAGAACGAUUCGGAGAAUCAUGAUGGCGAGGGAACUGAGGGGGGUGAUGCCAAGGAUGUGGAGAAGAGACUAACUAUCGAGGAUCUUUCUUUACUUUGUGAUCUUUUUUACCUACCAUUCGAGCAUGGGGGUCAGGGGAUUCAACUACUGCAGGAGUUCAACUGGCUCAAGAGCAAUGCUCAUGUCCUCAUCAGAAAGGGCAAAGAGGAGGAUAGUUGUAAAGCUGAUAUUGAGGAGUGGCACACACGUGCUGGCAAAAUGAAUGACAUGUGCAAUUCAGUGAAUCGUUUAUUCCAACGGCUCACCUAUUGCAAUAAUCGUGAAUUGCUCUACGAUCUUUAUUCCUACAUUUGGGACAUGAGAGGAGUUGUAUCAUUGUUGAAUAGUUAUGUCAAGUGGCUGGCGUUUGGCAGAUUUCCAUCCACGAUGACAACCUUUACCCAGGGGAGCUACACAUGGUUCUCGAAUGGAUGGAAGGAGACGUUCAUGAGUGGAGACCAAGAGCCCUGGGUUUUCAGAGGAGGAUUGACCGCCGAUUUGCAGAGACUGAUCCCAGUGGACAGUGGGAACGAUUUAUUUGUCUACAAGGCACCUGAAAUCCCAACCAGUAAAAUAUACACUAUCCGACCUUAUCUACCUUCGGACGAGGAUGCGGUUUAUGCGGUGUGUAAUAGAAUAACUGGAGUCAGUGGAACUUCAGCUGUGGCAGACAGGCUCAUCGGUGGAUAUUUAACCAUCAGUCCAGAGUUUUGUAUGGUCGUGGAGGACGAUGACGAUAUUGUGGGAUAUAUUGCUGCCUCGUUAAAUGUUAAAACUUUCAAUCAGAAAAUGGCUGUGUCCUGGAUACCGGAAUUGCAGGUCAAGUAUCCACUGGAGGACAUCACGAACGAUCUUCCCUCAAGUGUUCAGGAGGCUAUAAGAUACUUCCAUUCAUUCACCACUGAUGUCCCAGAACAACUGGCUCGUCAGAAUCCAUCACAGAUAAUGUGUUCAGUAUUACCUACUGUUACGGAUCAGUCAAUUCCGAAGAGACUGAUAACUUGUAUUCUUGCUGCAUUGAGAGCAAAUGGUUCUUUCGGUGUCCACACAACAAUGUCAUCAAUGGACAAAGAAUCUCACGAGUUUUACGGUAAACUGGGAUUCGUAGAUUACAAUCCUGGGCAGGAAGAGAGCCCGGGUGUUAUCACCAUGUGCAGAAGCUUCUAACAGAGGAUCAACUCAUCAGUGAUAUUCGUCAACAAAGUUUACCUCCUUGGACCUGCACCUGACCGAACAGUAGUUUAACUCGAAAGAGAAAAAAAACAUUUGCGCAAAUUUUUUAAACAAACGGACAAGUUUACGGUUGACUUUAUACUAAAACAGGUACCACUCUGGGAGUGAAGUGUCAAUGAGUCGUAAAAAAAACUUUCGAAAGCCCUGCCAAAUUAAAUGUUUAUGGAGAAAGGCAGUUUUCUGUAAAUAAUGUAAGAGAAUUGGGGAAUUUAUGACGAAUGGCGAAAGGUGUGUGUGCCUCCUCAUAUCAUUGAUGCGUCACAGUGCAAUAUUCGUUAUUGCGCCUCCAUUUUACACUAAUCAGCACAAGUUUUAUAGAACAAAAUCAUUUAUUCGGAAUUCGCAGAUGGAAUGAGUCGUGAUUUUUACUGGAGAGUAAUUUAUAAGUCGAUUGCUGUGUAAUCGUGAAAUUGAUUGACUCAUCGGGGCUGGACAGCGACGUGAUUAGGAUGUAGUUUCAGAGGGUACCACUGACAAUUAUGUUAUCGAACUUUUAUACUGACACAUCCUGAGCGUGAACGCUUGUACUUCAAUUGCAUCGAGAUCACUGGGUAUUGAAGUAUACAAACAAAUUUUUUUUUUGUUUUCGAACACAAUUUCGAUGCACAAGUUUUUAGCUGGCUUUUUUAAUGAUUUCUAUUUUUUCUUUACUAAUGGGAUGAUGGUAUAGCCAGUUGUCUCAAUAGUGCAAACUAUGCAUUGAAUACUGUAUGAACUAUUACUCCUCAUCGGACAACCAUGUGAUCAGUAAGUCAUCAGAAUUAAAAAAUUGUCAAGACUGA